AUGGCCCACAAUGGUGUUGUCUGGGUAGAUGGGGCCGGCCUGCAGCCUCUGCACAAGGUGUGGAAGGCUGGCUGCCUGAGUCGUCUGCAAAAGCAACCAGACAUGUCCUUGGAUGACAUUAAGAUGAAAUCCAAUGACUUACUGGAGAAGGAAGAUCUGGACAGUGGAGGCUUUGGGAAGGUCUCCUUGUGCUUCCACAGAAAUCAUGGCUUCGUGAUACUGAAAAAGGUGUACACAGGGCCCAACCGCACUGAGUACAACGAGGCCCUCCUGGAGGAGGGGAGGAUGAUGCACAGGCUGCGGCACAGCCGGGUGGUGAAGCUGCUGGGUAUCAUCAUGGAAGAAGGGAACUACUCCCUGGUGAUGGAGUACAUGGAGAAGGGCAACCUGAUGCGUGUGCUGAAGGCUGAGGUCAGUAUCCCACUUUCUGUAAAAGGAAGGAUAAUUGCGGAGACCGUUGAAGGAAUGUGCUACUUACAUGGAGAAGGUGUGAUACACAAGGACCUGAAGCCUGAGAAUAUCCUCGUUGAUAAUGACUUUCACAUUAAGAUAGCUGAUCUUGGCGUAGCGUCCUUUAAGACGUGGAGCAAGCUGACCAAGGAGGAACACAAUGAGCAGAGGAAAGUAAACAGCACCUCUAAGAAAAAUGGUGGCACCCUGUACUACAUGGCACCCGAGCACCUGAGUGACAUCAACGCAAAGCCCACAGAGAAGUCGGAUGUGUACAGCUUUGCUAUAGUACUUUGGGCAAUAUUUGCAAAUAAGGAGCCAUAUGAAAAUGCUAUCUGUGAGCAGCAGUUGAUAAUAUGCAUAAAGUCUGGGAACAGGCCCGAUGUGGAUGACAUCAUUGAGCACUGCCCAAAGGAGAUUAUCCACCUCAUGAAGCUCUGCUGGGAGGCGAAUCCGGAAGUUCGGCCAACAUUUCCUCGCAUUGAAAAAGAAUUUAUGCCUUUUUAUUUAAGUCAAUUAAAUGAAAAUGUAGAGGAAGAUGUGAAGAGUUUAAAGAAAGAGUAUCCGGACCAAGAUGCAGUUGUGAAGAGAAUGCAGUCUCUCCAAAUGGAUUGCGUGGCAUUACCUCCAAGCAGGUCAAAUUCAGCCACAGAACAGCCAGGCUCGCUGCACAGUUCCCAGGGACUUGGGAUGGGUCCCGUGGAGGAGUCCUGGUUUUCUCCCUCCCUAGAGCACCAGCAAGAAGAGAGUGAGCCCAUCCUGCAGAAUAAACUCCAGGAAGAAGCCAACUACCAUCUUUUUGGCAGCCGCAUGGACAGGCAGAUGAAACAGCAGCCCAGUCAAAAUGUGGCUUACAACAGAGAGGAGGAAAGGAGGCGAAGGGUCUCCCAUGACCCUUUUGCCCAGCAGAGACCUUGUGAGAAUGUUCAGAACACAGGGGUAAAAGGCCUUGCCUAUCCCAGCGCAGCCAGUCAUGGUGGUGCACUACAGCAGCCAGCGGGGCUGACCAGCCAGCUUCACAUGCCAUACUGGAACAAUGGGUUAUAUGGUCCAUAUGGUUUUGGAACAAGACCAGUGGAUCCAGGAACAGCAGGUUCAAGAGGUUGGUAUGGGUCAAGUCCAAGCCAUGUGCCUAGUCCGUAUAAAACUCCAGUGCCCGAGACCAUCCUAGUGGGGAACACGCCCACCUUCCAAUUCAGCUCCAUGUCACCAACAGAAGAGUCUAUAAAUUGUACCAUAUACAACAGCACUGGUGUUCAGGUUGGAACCUAUAAUUAUAUGGAGAUUGGAGGAAUGAGUUCACCACUACAAGACAAUGCAUGCAUGCACUUGAAGGAAGAGCCAGCCAAGUACCAAGAUAUCUUUGAUAAUACCACUGGUUUGACUGAUAAACACCUGGACCCCGUUAGGGACAAUCUGGGAAGGCAGUGGAAAAGCUGUGCUCGUAAGCUGGGAUUCACUCAAUCUCAGAUUGAUGAAAUUGACCAUGACUAUGAGCGAGACGGACUAAAUGAAAAGGUUUACCAGAUGCUGCAAAAGUGGCUGAUGAGGGAGGGCAACAAGGGGGCCACGGUGGGAAAGCUGGCCCAUGCGCUGUUCCAGUGCUCCAGAAUAGACCUCCUGCACCGCUUGAUGCUCAUCACCCAGAACUAAGCCUGGAGGGCUUCGGCAAGAAACUCUGCACUUAGUGGACAACCCACUGGACAACUUAGUGGACAACCCACUGGAAAGGGUGCUGUCUCAGAGCGUUCAGAAUUCUGUCCUCACUGAUAUGGAUUGAGUGUCUGCAUAAAUAUCAUUUUCUGCAUCUCUUAGCUGGAGAAUGGGAAAAGAGAUCUGCAGCAAACACCCCACUUUCUAGAAAGUAUAAGCAGAAAAGACCUCUUAAUGGUCCUGCAACAAUUAAAAAAAAAAAAAAAAAACCUAAUUGGUUUUGAAAGGGAGAGAAGAGAUAUUUGAUGAUCAUUUUCUUGUAGAUCAUGCCAUAACCUUCAGUAAUGCUAUUCAUUCUGUUUCCUGGUUUCGUCUGAGUGAGAAAAACGAAUUCAGAGAACAUAAAAUAAAUCAACUUUCUUAAUUUGUGAUCUCUUCUCCACUUAGGCCCCUGUUAUAACCCAAGUACAGUAAAAUUCUUAAGUUCUGUUCAAAUAGGUUUUUUGUAUCACAACCAUAGUUCAUCCCCAAACUGCAGUAUCUGUUAACUUCAGUAUCAAAUGCUGUAUCAGUCAUUACAGGCUUUAAGAAUUAUAUAUAGUCUCCACUGCAUUAUAUUAAAUUAUAAGUUAAUUUAUAAAUUAAUUGAAUUUAUAUUACCUGAAGGUAUUUUAAGGUAUACCAAGGAGGGGAAAAAUAGCAGUGUGGGGAAGACCCAUCAAAAUUUCCCAGACAAUUGUUGCAAAGAAUCGCUACUAAUUGUAACUACUACAAAAAUUCUUGAUUCAUUUUUUAAGUUUUUUCCUAGCAUUCUGGUACUUCCACCCAGCCUGGGUGCCUCGAAGAGGGAACAUAUGUGCAUGGGAUAUUGAUCUCUUCACCCUUGGUAUGACUGGAGCCUCAGGGCUGAUCAGUCUUGAGCUGCUUCCUCAGUUUACCCCACUGUGCUGUAGAAAUAUUUUCAUUUUUUUUCUGUGUGCCAUGAAGUAAAAAAGGACAGCUUCAGAGCCUGACAAUUGUACCUCUAGCACUCAACCCUCCAAAGCCCACCUGAAGCCUAGGUGUGAAUAGAGGAACUCGAAGAGCGGAAGACUGAAGCCAACCAGGCCAUCCAGCAUCUCUGCUGGUAUUUUGCUAAACAGAGAGGGUAUGCCAUUGCGUCUUGCUCUCCAAGAGGGAGAGAAAGGAGGAUGACUGAUGUCAGUCUGGCUGUCAGGACAGAUUCUGCUGUCUUGGAUUGAUAACAGUCUUGGUUCUGAUUCUGCAUCCCCUCCCACUCCAGCAGACAUACUACACACAUACCUCUGAAGUGGGGCUGCAAAGCAGGGUUUCUCACCCUCAGCACUAUUGGCAUUCGGGGCUGGAUAAUUCUUUGUUGUGGCAGCUCUCCUGUGUUUGUGGGAUUCUUGGAAGCCUCUAUUCACUAGAUGCCAGUAGCAAUGUUCCUGCCCUCUUCCUGCCUCCAGUUGUGACAAAAAUGUCUCUAGACAUUGACAAACGUUACUUGGAAAGGCAAGAUUACCUGCAUUGAGGAGAGCGCUGCUGUAAUAACUCCAUUCUAUCCACACAUGUCCAGGCUCACUACUUAACUGCCACCUAGCCUUGGGUCAUGCAGACCAAAAGGAAAACUGGAAGAGGGAAAAGGCCCAGGCCUUGCUAGAGGGGCCUGGAUGAUUUCAUUUCUAAAUGUAUUCUUUGUACCACCAUCCUAAUGGUAUGCUAAAUUCUCUUAAAUUCCAAAGAUGUUGAAUGAUCAAUGUGAAGAGCCAAAAAUGGAAGGUAUUUUUA
Messenger RNA from Cynocephalus volans (Philippine flying lemur), 3891 nucleotides. It is a transcript of the gene RIPK1, whose product is annotated as receptor interacting serine/threonine kinase 1. The transcript is spliced from 11 exons. The record is from RefSeq and is a predicted model, not a curated record. Gene Ontology annotation, cellular component: cytoplasm. Gene Ontology annotation, biological process: protein phosphorylation; signal transduction. The coding region runs from base 1 to 2103 and encodes 700 amino acids. Gene Ontology annotation, molecular function: protein binding; protein kinase activity; ATP binding. NCBI's taxonomy places the organism in Eukaryota, Metazoa, Chordata, Mammalia, Dermoptera, Cynocephalidae.